This is a messenger RNA of Oreochromis aureus, 1986 nucleotides long. It is a transcript of the gene ccdc14, whose product is annotated as coiled-coil domain containing 14. Gene Ontology annotation, cellular component: centriolar satellite. Gene Ontology annotation, biological process: protein localization to centrosome. Bases 472 to 1893 code for a protein of 473 amino acids. The record is from RefSeq and is a predicted model, not a curated record. NCBI's taxonomy places the organism in Eukaryota, Metazoa, Chordata, Actinopteri, Cichliformes, Cichlidae. The transcript is spliced from 10 exons.
AAGCUCUAAACGAGCCGGUGAAAAAGUGAAGCACGCAGGAAUGAGUGUUUGAAUCCGGCUGCAGGGCUCAGGCUGGCGGAGACCAUGAGAGGAAGAGCUCAGCGCAAGGUAGGACUGAGUGAACACGCAGUCUGAGCUUCCACUGUCAGUAAAGUGCAGAGACAGGUGUGAGGCUUCACACGCACAAACAUGAGGGGCGUUCACCCGUGGUUACUGUGACCGGCAGGUGGUGACGUCAGGAAGGCUGACGGGAGCAGUCAGAGGGGGUCUAGCCACCUUAAAUCCAGGAACAGCUCCCUGCCCUGAGCCGGCCUACUCUCUGUACUCUACCGACUCCGAGGACCAGGUCAUCAGUCUGCACAAGGGUCUGGACCGCUGUGCUGCCCUGCUCAGUGGGAUCCUUCAGGCUGAUGAGGCAGGCUUCACAGAACAGUAAGCAGUGUAGCAGUCAAACCAAGGCUAUCCACAUCAAUGGGGAAAAAGAGCUCGAAGAAAGGGCCUCCAAAGGCAGGCCAGAAGAGCGUGUCAGGCCAGCGUGGAUCGGACAGCAGAACUCCACGAGGACACCCAUCUGCCCGUCCUGCACCACAUUCAGGAGUGAAGCUACAUCCACCUCAGAAACGAUGUCCCACCCAGCUGCAGUCUCACUUACUUUCAGCACACGACCAAACACCUCGGCUUCUUCCUCACACCGUCAGUCCACCCCAGCACAAGGCGUCCAUCCUUCUGUCUGUGCGUCAGUCCUCCUCUCUCUCGAGCCAUCAGACUGCCUGCCGGCCUGACUCUGAAACGCCUCACACUACGUGUGAUGAAGCACAAGAGUUUGUUCCUGUGAGAGACACAAACACCCAGAGCCCCAGCACACACACUCUCACACAUGCACAUGGAGACAGCUGCAGUAUGAAGAUGGCACACUUACAGCUGGAGCCUGGACAGGCUGAGGAGAGCAACACUGAGGCACAAACAAAAGCUCACAAGCUUCAGUAUCUAUUCGCACAACUCAAGGCUCUGAUUGCUGGACAAGGCAGUGUAGCAGAGAGCCUACUCAGUCAUCUGGAGCAGACUGUGUCCCCAGCACAGAUGAAUAUUAGUGCUUCAAACACCCAGAGUGUGUCCGACCUGCACAGGUGUGUGAGGAUCCUGGACCAGCAGCCAGAGACGGAGAGACAUCAGAACCAGGCGAUACUCUGGCAGAGACUUCAGAAAGAGCUCACUGCUGCUCAGUCCAGGCUGCAGGAACUCCAAGAUGACCUGACGGACCUACGGAAAACCCUGCAGGACACACAGAGCCAGCUGAGAGACCGAGAGGCUGAAACUGCACUCGUUAAGAUGGAGCUGGAGGCCAGUAAGAGUAGGUUACUGGACAGUGAGCGGGAGAAGAGUAAGCUGGCCUCGCUGGCACAGCAAAGGCUGAAGGAGAUGCAACACCUUAAAAGUCUCCUCUCAUCAGAUUAUCCUGCUGUUGUUGACAGCUCUGUGUCAGAGACAAGCCAACACCAGCACAGACGGGAUCCGCCAGCGCCCCCUACUGACCAUAUCGCCCAAUACCUGGAGUCUCUUAGCCAGAUGGCGCCUGUGCAGUGUGUGGAUGCAGAGAGAGAUUCAGACUCAGCAUCACAUCUAGACAUCACCGCUCAGAGGAGUGAAGAUCCUGCAGGGACUCGGCACGAGUCUAAUCGUGAGCGGUCCACUGGUCCAGGUGAAGCCCUGCGGCCAGAGGACGCUCGCAGGCAGCUGUUUAACUCCACGCUGUCCCAGAGUGAAACAGAGUCUGUGUGGUCUGAUUUGACCUUUGACACCAGAGACGAAGCAGCGUUCAGAGACGGUCUGGCAGCUUUAGAUGCUAGCAUAGCCAGUCUGCAGAAGACUAUUAAGCUGGACCUGAGGAGGUGACCGUGCUGGUCUUUGUAUUCAUCCAUGUUUGGGCCUUGUUGAUGAACUGUUCUGUAAAGUGUUGAAGAUUUGGAAUAAAGCUGUUUUUAUGAA